Pocillopora meandrina is the source of this 1340-nucleotide messenger RNA. Lineage: Eukaryota; Metazoa; Cnidaria; Anthozoa; Scleractinia; Pocilloporidae. The record is from the annotation of a GenBank genome assembly.
AUGGUCGUGAAAGAUCUCUCUAGGUCUGCCAUGCCUCCACAGAGGUCUGUGGGUCAUCCAUCGAAAAUAAAUCGAUAUUGUGCCAGCGAUAGUAAAUUUCUAUGAUGCAAUCGUUAAUAACACCAAACACAUAGAAAACAAAUGACAUGCAUAACAAAGCAAUUAGGUUUAAAGCAAAUAAGGAUUAAAUCUAUAUUAUUCUUAUUCAAUGUUUCAGUAUUGGGUGACACAAUGCUUCACAGAAAAUUUUAAUAAGUUAAAUCGGAUUUGCUUUUCAUAGACUCUGCUAACUUACUCAUUUCAUAUUCAAACACGUCUAUUUACCCACAAGCAGAAAUUAAUUAUGAUUUUAUGAAUAAAAAUGAGACAUCAAAAAAGUCAUAAUGGUGAUGGCAUUAAAUGUGUGGAGAUAAAUAUCUUUUGAAAUCCAGAAUGUGAAUUGAAAUUGACCGCUUUGUGUCAUUUAUUUAGAAUAAAGUUGGAUUUCUUUAGACUACAACCAGAUGCUUUAUAACUACUCGUAUUUGCUCUACAUUUCAAAGCUGUUUUUCUCAUUUUGAACAAAGUUUAUGCUACCGGCAUAAAGAGAAAAAAAUGGUUCUCGACAGGUUUUCCAUUGAGAGGAUUUCGUUGGCAACGUAGAUGUAUAAAUAUCACAAGUUUUUCCUUCUAAAGGAGACUGAAAAAGUGUAUUUUAUCCGACAAAGAAAAUGUCUUUCUUUGAUUGAUCUCAAAGCUAAUAACGUUAAAAUUGUUAGAGGUAAAAAUAAUAUUUACCAACCUUAGCUUUAAUCUCCUCAAAUUUGCAAUAUACAACUGUUUUCUUUGAGUUAUGUUCUUCCUGAUUUGCACUUUUAGGCUCCACAACUCAGCCAUGAUGUUAAUAACAUAUUUUUAAAACGUCUAGGGUCAAGCGUGAACAAACAAGUGUUCCCGAAUUCCCACUAUAUAAGUUAUUAGCUAAAAUGUGAUAAAAUGUAAGAAACUAAUCAUAUCAGCGACAAGAAGAGCGGUCGAAAUAAGAUUAGCUAUUUGGUGAUAUGGAGUUUAGUUGCCAUUUGAUUCUGGUUUAGAGCUCUGCUUUUACCUUAAUGACUCACCAGAUUACCCUCUUAAAUCUUCAGGGUAUCUACUGAUUUCUAAAGUAAAAGAAAGAAAAAUUUACAAGCUAGAACUCAAUCAUAAUUCUACACCGAUAAAACUUUUAGCAAUAUCUACCUAAUGAAAAGAUGAGACGGGUACUGUGCUCUAACUUGGGAAUAUUACCUGGCUACCAAACAGUUGGUUCAUACGGCGGCGCGCGUUCAUCGAGAUAUGAAGCACUUGGGAAGUUUGGAUAG